Ziziphus jujuba (common jujube) is the source of this 1616-nucleotide messenger RNA. RefSeq lists its product as uncharacterized. Bases 130 to 1380 code for a protein of 416 amino acids. The transcript has 5 exons. Lineage: Eukaryota; Viridiplantae; Streptophyta; Magnoliopsida; Rosales; Rhamnaceae. The record is from RefSeq and is a predicted model, not a curated record.
GGGUCUACUUUUUUAAAUUAUUUUUUAAUAAUUUAAUUAAGGUCGAGCACUAAGAAAUACAGAAAAGGGGGAUUUUGAGAAUUGAGAGUGUUGUGGAAAAGAAAAUAAUUUGGUUUGCAGACAGAGAAGAUGGGUGUGAGUGACAACCUAUUCGAAGGCUUGCCUCCACCUUCUGCAGAGCGUCAUGGAUCUCAACCACAACAACAAGAAGAAGAAGAGAAAGAAGAAGAAGAGGCCCAACAAUUCCAUCCAAAAACUGCUUCUUCUGGUAAUCCUCCUCAAUCUUCUACCUUACCCGCCUCUCCUCCUCCUGUUCUCAAAAGCGCCCUCAAGCGACCCAAACCCCUCCAGCCAAACCCUGAUGAUGAUGAUAAUGAUGCCACGGCCCCAGCCCCUGGAAAGAAGCUGAGGUUUAAAACCACUACAGAUGCAUCGGAAAAACAAGUUACAGAGGCCAUGCGGAAGAUAGCUUCGCAUAUCAAGAAUCCUUCAAAGUUUAGUAAGGCGUCGAAGCUGGCGAUACAGUUGAUUCAGGCUGGAAGUGUUAAGCCAGAAACCAAGGAUCACUUCUUUGCAAUACUAGAAGCUGCAAUGUCAUCAUCUACAUCUUGUACUGAACCUUCGGUAAGAGCUGAUUACCAUGCACUGUUCUCUGCAGCAAAAGAUGCUUCUCAAUUCCUAAACAAGAAGCAAAAUAAUCAGCUAACUGCAUGGACAAUCAAUGCAGUGGUAGCAAAUGAUUUGUCCACGGAUGAUAGCUUUCAGUUUUCAAAAACAGCGGGACAAAUAAAAGAAGCCAUAUCCAAUCUUCCAGUUGCAACUGAAGAUGAUGAUAUAGAGGAAGCUGCUGCCCUGAAAGAUGAAACAGAGACAACUGAUGAGGACAAACAAACAAAGCAGGACGUAGCAGCUGAAGAAAAUAACAAGCAAGAGUCUGAUCCAUUUGGGCUUGAUGCUCUUAUUCCUAACUCAGGGAAGAAAGGUGAAAAAACAAAGGGCAAGGAAGCAGCAACCAAGAUCAAGGAGGAAGACGAUACUAAGAGAUUCCUCAAGUCACAAAGAGAAGCCUUGAUUAUUUGUUUGGAGAUUGCAGCUCGGCGUUAUAAAACUCCAUGGUGCCAAACAGUCAUAGACAUCUUAGUAAAGCAUGCUCAUGAUAAUGUGGCAAGGUUUACAUCACGACAAAGAGAUGCCAUUGAGAAACUUUGGGCUUCUAUUCGAGAACAGCAUACUCGUAGAAAGAAUGGAAAAUCAGUAACUGGGAAACUUGAUGUAAAUGCUUUUGAAUGGCUGCAGCAGAAGUAUGCUAAUGAGAAAAUCAGUAUUCGCCAUGCUGUUGGAGGUAGUGGAGAUCGUCGUGCUCAACAGUGGCUUGGUUGAUAUUCUUUAUGCAUAAAUGACAUCGUUCUUAUAGAUUUUACCAAAAACAUCAUUCUUAGGUCUCUAGGGAGAUGGUGAGACCAAGAGAGGGGUAAUUGUUCAAUGAGAUGAUCAUCUUUUUGUUUCGAUGUAAAAUGAUUUGCCGUUUAGAACACUCUCUCACUAAUACCAUGUGUGCAUUACGAGAGAAAAUUGUAGUCUCUAAUUAAAUGAAAAAAUUGCAAUGCAUUUGAUAA